Molecule: messenger RNA, 599 nt
Organism: Halichondria panicea
Lineage: Eukaryota; Metazoa; Porifera; Demospongiae; Suberitida; Halichondriidae
Product: NADH dehydrogenase [ubiquinone] 1 beta subcomplex subunit 10-like
Exons: 4
Coding region: 175-453 (92 amino acids)
Source: RefSeq, a predicted model, not a curated record
AUCCCCACCAGCCCCGCCCAUCUUAUUCUAUAACCUUUGACCUUUCCCUAACAACACUAGCCUUCAUACUAGACUGUACCAAGUACCAAAGACUGUUCUACAGCUUUCCUUGCCUUCUACUCGAUUAUAUAUAUCUUGUCUCUGGAAUCCCCUGGUAAGGAACCGGAAGUCGACAUGUCCAACAACUGGCCCAGAGAAUAUGAGAGGGUGACAGAUCUCAAGGACGUGGACCGUGAGGACAUGGUUGCGUUCACGAAAGCCAAGCACCAAUGGGUUAGAGACAGAGCAAUUGAUCUUGAAACUGUGAAGAUACUCCGGGAGAGAGUGAAGAACUGUCAGAGGAAAGAGGGGGUGAACCAUCCUCAAAGAUGUAGAGACCACGCAAUAGCUUACAUGACAGCACUGCGAAAAUACCAAUCUGAAGGCUGGAAGAAAAUUCAUUCAGACCAUUAGUGACUGUUGUGUGCAUAAUUAUAGUUUGUGUAUCGUGUCUACAUAAUAAUUACAUAGGAUCAUGGCAUCAUGUUUGUAAUGUGUCCUUAAUAUUCAUUUGCGCUAGUUGGAAAAUAACUCAAUUAAUUUUUUUAACAAAGUAACAA